Molecule: messenger RNA, 1920 nt
Organism: Didymosphaeria variabile
Lineage: Eukaryota; Fungi; Ascomycota; Dothideomycetes; Pleosporales; Didymosphaeriaceae
Exons: 2
Coding region: 1-1920 (639 amino acids)
Source: RefSeq, a predicted model, not a curated record
AUGGAUCCAACGCGCGGGGAGUUCGCCUCCCUCCAAGCGCGCCUCGACACCUUCGCGGUGCCCAAGACGAAAUCGCGUCGCCCAUCUGCACGCGGCAAGAAAGCGGCUCCCAAAGCGGCUCUCAAAGGCGGAUGGCCGCUUGAAUUCCCGCGCCCCCAUGACCUUGCAUAUGCAGGCUUUCUUUUCAAACCCACCUCAGCGAGUCCGGACAACGUUCAAUGCUUCCACUGCCAGACACAGCUCGAUGGAUGGGAACCAAAUGAUGUACCAGCCUAUGAGCACCUCACACACUCUCCAAACUGCGGCUUCGCUCUGAAUCUGUGCAUACGCCUGAGGGAUGGAGAUCCAGGUCGCAACGAGGAGGAUCCGCUUAGCGGCCGCAUGAUGGACGCGCGCAGGGAAACCUUCCAGGAUCUCUGGCCUCUAGACAUCGCAGCAGGCUACCCGAGCGUUGAGCAGAUGGUUGAAGGCGGAUGGUACUUCGAUCCCAGCGACGAUCAGCCCGAUGGCGCUACAUGCCCUUACUGCAGCCUCUCCCUUGACGCAUGGGAUAUUGGCGAUGAUCCGACUGAAGAGCAUCGCAAGCGCAACGACGACUGCCUUUUCUUCACACUUAAAGAGUACUACCAUCCUGUGCAAAUCCAGAAAUCGAAGGCUGCUCGCAGCAAACGGUCAUCUACCAGGUCUUCAACAGCCAGCACAAGAACGAAGAAAAAUACACGCACCAAGAACGGGGUUGCCAAAGAUGAUCUUAACCAACCACUACCACCCGCACCAGACGAGACGAUGAUGAGCUCGAUCAUCGCAUCGUUCCCAGAUCCUGCCAGUGCCUCGAUGAUGUCUGUUUCGGCGCCGGUACCUCCAGCGAAAAGGGGCCGUAAAGCGAAAAAUGCUUCUACGGCAGACGACACGAUGUCUUUGGUUGCCGACUCGUUUGCCGGUGGCGCUGGACUUUCCAUGAUUUCUAUUCCUCCCAAAGCACCGCCAGCAAAGAGAGGCCGCAAGCCCAAAAAUUCGUCCAUAUUGGACGAGGCGCCGAUACAAUCGCUUGGCGAGUCGUCUAUCGAGCCGCCUGCAAUUCCAGAGACAUCAGCGCCCGCUAAAGCGGCCGCGAAGAAGGGACGAAAACCAAAGGCUGCCGCAGCACAAGUUUCAACAGUAGCAGAGUCUUUUGCCGAGUCGUUUAAAGGCUCAGUUGCGUCCACAAUGUCUAAAGCACCAACGAAGGCACGCCGGACCAGGAAAGCCGCAAAGCGCGCUUCCACCGUAUCAACUAUGUCGACAACACGCACUACCCGUGGCACGAAGCGCAAGAGUGAGGAAAUAGAGGUGGGAGUGGAAGCGGCAAUAGAUGUGGAAGUCGAGGAGCGUAGGCCAUCCCCGAAGCGCACCAGGAUCAGCGAUAUCUCAUUGCCACAGUUCGAAUCAACACCUGCGCACACACCCAAGGAGUAUCGACAGGAGCCGAUCAAGAGUCCAGCUUCGCGCUUCAACAAUGCAACCCCUAGAACGGCUCGGGUCCAGCAGAUGCUCAAGAGUCCCGGCCCAGCAUCCGCCCGCAGUCCGCUAGCCGUAAGAAGCCCUAUACGCGCAGAACCGCAGACGCCUGAGGAGCCUCAGACUCCUGAAGCCGUACCCUCUUCGGCAGUGAAGUGGAAUCCUAUUAUCAUUUCCAACAUCGUUGCCGAUGCAGGUCUCGAUAAAGAAAACAUGGACAUCGACAUGGGCGAUACAACGGAAAAUAUCACGAAGGCUAUUUUGGCUACUCUAACAAGCCCCGAGAAACGCAUGACAAUCGAGGAGUUCGUUCUGCAUAAUGCUAAGCGUGGCGAGGAGAAGCUAAGGAGAGAGUGUGAGCGUCAGAUCACUGCGUUCGAGGCUGAGGGCCGUCGAGCAUUGGCGACGUUAGAUGCUUACUAG